AUGUCAAAACAUCAAAAAAAAGAAGUUGAGGUAGAAUUUGAAAAGGAUGAUCCAAAAGCAGUAUAUUUAGAAUUAUUUGAUAAAGAUACUGAAUUAAAAUCAUUAUCAGAUGAAAUUGAAAAAUUAACAGGUGAAAAGGAUUUAGAAUUAAUGAAAUGUGAUAAAGAUAUUUAUAAAUCAGCUGAACCAUUAUAUAGAGAAAGAAGAGCAUUACUUUUAGAAAUCCCAGAUUUUUGGGCCACUAUUUUUACAAAUUUAUUUUUAAAAUUAGGAUUUGUUGAUGAAUUAACAAUGUGUGUUGAUGAUUUCUUUGUUGAAGAUACAGAAACAGAAUUUCGUUUAUUUAUUGAUUUUAGAGAAAAUGAUAUAAUUUCAAAUAAACAAGUUAUUAUUACAGUUACAACACCAACUACAUCUGAAGAAUUAUCACAAGAAGUUAAAAUCUCUACAACUCCAAUUGAAUUAAAACAAAAUAAAACUGAAACUGAAAAGAAAAAUAAAGAUUCAAAAAAAUCAACAGAUGAUGAAGAUGAAGAUGAAGAUGAUGAUGAAAUUUCAGGUUUUUUAAAAUUCUUAUUAAAUCCAACUAAAGAUAUUGCAACCUUUAUAGUUGGUUCAGUUUGGAGUAAUCCAAUUGAUUCUUUCUGUAAUGAUGAUGAUGAAGAUUAUGAUGGUUUAAUUGCUUCUGAUUCUGAAGGUGAAGAAGAUAAAUAA
Molecule: messenger RNA, 714 nt
Organism: Dictyostelium discoideum AX4
Lineage: Eukaryota; Evosea; Eumycetozoa; Dictyosteliales; Dictyosteliaceae
Product: NAP family protein
Exons: 2
Coding region: 1-714 (237 amino acids)
Source: RefSeq, a predicted model, not a curated record